AUGGUGGAGCGUCUUCACCGCUCCCUGAAAGCUGCCAUCAUGGCCCACAACAGCACGAGGUGGACUGAGGUGUUGCCGAUCGUCCUACUCGGCAUAAGAAGUGCGUGGAAGGAAGACAUCAAAUGCUCAGCUGCAGAGAUGGUGUAUGGUGAGCCUUUACGCAUCCCGGGUGAGUUCUUUCAUUCUCAUACCUCAAACACCCUGCAGCCUGAUGAUUUUGUCACUCAGUUGAAACGCCAGAUGUCACACCUCAGACCCGUCCCCGCAUCAAGGCACGGAAACAAAUCAGUCUUUGUUCACAAGGACCUAAGUUCAUGCAGCCAUGUUUUCCUUAGACAGGAUGCACUGCGUGGAUCACUAGAACCGCCAUACACAGGCCCAUAUCGCGUGCUAAAUAGAACGGACAAGACCGUCACACUGGAUUUACUGCGAGGACCAGUGACAGUCUCCAUUGACCGCGUCAAACCAGCUUACAUGCAGAGCGACACAGCUUCACCUACAGGCACAAGUGCUAAGCCUACUCAAGCUGUUGUCCCGGCAGGACUCUGA
Messenger RNA from Cydia fagiglandana, 549 nucleotides. RefSeq lists its product as uncharacterized. Gene Ontology annotation, molecular function: nucleic acid binding. The record is from RefSeq and is a predicted model, not a curated record. The transcript has 2 exons. Lineage: Eukaryota; Metazoa; Arthropoda; Insecta; Lepidoptera; Tortricidae. The coding region runs from base 1 to 549 and encodes 182 amino acids.